Phasianus colchicus (ring-necked pheasant) is the source of this 13229-nucleotide messenger RNA. RefSeq names its product carboxypeptidase B1 (gene CPB1). Lineage: Eukaryota; Metazoa; Chordata; Aves; Galliformes; Phasianidae. Gene Ontology annotation, molecular function: zinc ion binding; metallocarboxypeptidase activity. The record is from RefSeq and is a predicted model, not a curated record. Gene Ontology annotation, biological process: proteolysis.
GAUUAUAAAAGAAGCCCAGAACUGAAUGCCUGUUUACUUCUUUAAAAAACAUGUGGGCGUUCUUAGUUCUCAUAGGUGCUGCAGUUGCUUCUGCUCACCUGCAAGAUCUGACUUUUGAUGGCCACAAGGUGUUUCGUGUGAUUCCACAGAACGAUGAGCAGGUGGAAAUCAUCCAUUCCCUUGCCAGCAUAAUGCAGGUUGACUUUUGGCAGCCAGACUACGUUGAUCUGGUAAAGCCAAAAAUGCAAGUUGAUUUCCGAGUUGAAGCUGACAAGGCUUUGGAGGUUGAACAUCUCUUGAAAGAAAACAAAGUGGAUUACAAAGUUCUAAUUGACAACCUGCAGACUGCACUGCAUGCUCAGUUUGACAGCAAAGUUCGUAGCACUGGUCACAGCUAUGAAAAAUACAACACCUGGGAUAAGAUAGCUGCUUGGACUGCUGACAUUGCUGCUCAGAACCCAACCCUGGUCUCUCGCAGUGUAAUUGGGGAAACAUACGAAGGACGGCCGCUGUACCUUCUCAAAUUGGGAAAAAGCGGUACGAAUAAGAAGGCCAUCUUCAUGGACUGUGGUUUUCAUGCAAGAGAGUGGAUCUCCCCUGCUUUCUGCCAGUGGUUUGUGAAAGAAGCUGUUGAGACCUACGGAACAGACAGUACCAUGACCGAACUUCUCAACAGCUUGGACUUCUAUGUUUUGCCAGUUGUUAAUAUUGAUGGUUACGUUUACACCUGGACAAAUGACCGUAUGUGGAGAAAGACACGCUCUAAAAACACUGGCACCUUUUGCAUUGGUACCGAUCCCAACAGGAAUUUCAAUGCUGGCUGGUGCCAACUGGGGGCCUCAAAUAGACCCUGUGAUUCCACUUACUGUGGCUCCUCACCUGAGUCUGAAAAGGAGACAAAGGCUUUGGCUGAUUUUAUUCGUGAACAUCUUUCUACAAUCAAGGCAUACCUGACUAUUCACUCCUACUCCCAGCUGCUACUGUUUCCUUAUUCAUACACUUACGCACAUCCAAAGGAUUACAACGAACUGAACACCAUUGCUAGUGUUGCAACCGAAAAACUGACCAGUUUGUACAACACCAAAUACGUAUACGGUCCAGGAGCUACAACAAUCUACCCUGCUGCAGGAGGCUCUGAUGACUGGGCUUAUGAUCAAGGCAUCAAGUACUCUUUCACUUUUGAGCUCCGUGACACUGGUAAUUAUGGGUUUCUUCUGCCUGAGUCUCAGAUAAAGCCAACCUGUGAGGAGACUCUGCUUGCUGUUAAAUACAUUGCCAGUUAUGUCCUUGAUCACUUGUAUUAAAGGAAAUUCUAGAAACUAUUAAAGUUAUUCAAAGAUACCUUUCUCUGUAUGUUCAAUAUUUUUUUAUUUUUUGCUUUACUUAAUGCUUGGCCAUAUCCUUAGUCCAUAAUAGGUCAAUAAUCUGAAAGUCUUCCAAGAUAAAUUCUACUUUUUUGUUAAGACAACUAAUAUAAUUAGGGAGGGGGGAUGGCAGACAAGACUUGCUGGAAAAAUAAGCAUGCCCAAACACCUGCUUUUCUGAGAUCCACAUUUUUAAGUUCAAAUUUUAAAUCACUUCUCCUUACCAGCUUUGUCUCUUCUUUAAUCUUCAUAUGGAAUUACCUAGGUAUUUCAUUGCCAAUUGCUAAUGGAAUGUUAACAACAUAUAGAGUGCUAGAAGAAUUUCUCCAGUGACUGGAUGAAAUGCAUAAGCAAAAUAAUCCUUCAUAUUUUGACAUUUUUAAAAGAAUGGCUUUCUCAGCAAAAAAAAAAAAAAAAGAGAGAGAAAAGACUUUGGCUUCACUUUUGCCAAAGUGCAAAAGUGAGUCUUUUGCACACAUACAGGAAGGAAUAUAUUAAUUCUCUCACAAAAUCAGAUGGUGAAGACUAGUGGGCUAUUAAUGUCUGUCCUCCAAGGAGUGUGGCAGCUACUGACUUCCUCCUAUAACCAUUAGGUGGGAUCUCUCACUUGGAUUCUUAUUAUUUAUUCUGGCAAAUGUAGUACAUAUUUGUUUCUGCCUGUUAAAAUCAUGAUUUCCCCAUUUCUCACUUCACCUUCUGUUCUCCCUUUCCUCUGGCACUCCUUCUUCUCACAAACUAUGCAAACUUUCCCAAAUUUGUCCCUUUUGUUCAGUUCAGAACAGUAGCAUUCCUGAAGUGAAAGAUACCCCUGAAUACAGUACAGAAACUGAUACAGUUUCUAUUACAAGUUUAAUAUUUUAAUAAUAUGGAUUAUAAAAUAAAUGGAAUGGAUCCUGAAACAUUCCUCCUUUUUCAUUCCUGAGCUGAUAUCAGAAUCAGUUUAAGCUCAUUAACCUAAAACUUGCUCAAAAUUGCUCUUCAGCUCCAUGUGGUCAGUGUUUGCAGUCUUUUCACAGACAAGUGAAAUUCUAAUACCUUAUUUCAAGCUGUUAGGAUUCAUCCAUGGUAACGAGAAAAAGUGAAAAUGCCUUACAUCUGAGUUAAUACGUGAAGUCUGCAAAUCAGAAAAAGGAAUACGGUUGCAACUAGCUGAAAGAAUCAGUAAAUUUAUUCUCCACUGGGUGAACAACUAUAAUGCAAUCUAAGUUCUAGUUGAAAGGAAGUGUGUGACAAUACCUUUUUGUCUUGUUUUUAAAGCAUCUGUGGGCCAGAUUCUUCCCUGCUGCAGCUCAGUUAGGUCAAUAUGACCAUAUGCUCUGAUCCAGGAGAUUAAUUUACCUUUCAAGUGAGGUGAUGCAUUUAAAACUCGCAACAAGAUGAUUUUACCUUCCCUUAUUAUGAAGGAAACUUGAGACCUAUCAGAGAAGAGACAAAAUCCCUUUAUUAAAUGCUUAUCUUAGUAAUGAAUAAGGCACAGAAGACUCACGUUAAAUGAAGCAUUAAUAGUGAAGAUGGAUAUGGGACACCAGACACGUCCUGGGGGGAGCUGACCAGUUUCAUCUCUGUAAUAAUCUGCACAAGAAGCUUAAGGAACUUAAGAUAAAGGUUGCUUGAAUGAUUAAAAUGAUCUUUACACAGAGCAGAUGGGCAGAGCAUUAGGACUUACACAGCCUGAGCACUAAGCAUAAUGAAAACAUCUAGGUGAUUUACAUAAAUACAAUUUCAUCCAAACUUUGCCUUCAUGGCGACAGUGGCAAGGAAAAAUUCUUAUUAUAUACUUUCAAAAGGAAGAUAUCUGAGAUAUGUUCUUGGGAACUGUCUCAAAAACCACCUCAAUCUGCCCCAUCACUGCAGAUCCAAGGUCCUGGACAGUCCCAUCUGAGCUCAGUGCUGAAGCUCACAGUUAAUAGCAGUUCUAACAACUGAGCAAGCAGAGCUAUGAGCUACUCUAUGUAAGGCUCUCACACUCACAACAGUAGCGUUUGUCAAAUGUCCUGCUAUUACAUCCGGGGGCCCCACACGUUUCCACUGCCAUUAGCAGAAUUACAAACAGCCGUGAGAAUUAGUUUGAUGAUGAAUGAGCAACUUACUUUUUCAAAAGAAGCUGUAAAAAAUUAUCCCUUCCUGAUCCACUUCCUAUACAAGUAACGUGGGUCUGGUUGGGUCAAAAUGGCUGAGAGUGAUAAAUAGUUCCCCUGAGCAGCUUUUUCACACAGCUGCACAAAAGGUGUUUGGCAUUUACCAGUGCUGUUUAGAAUUUGGCUGCUACGGGACACGCUCUGCAGAAAGAUGGAGAAAAAUCUUUUGCCAGGACAGGACCUGCCCUAUCUCCCUGCUGCUGGAGGCUUUGAACAAAGAUUUCUUCCGUCCAUUGGCACUCUGGCAAUUAGCACUGUUUUUUUGGCAUUUCCCUAUCUGAUGCGCUCAAAAAAGGACGUGAAACGCAUGCCUCAUUCAGCAGCCCACUCCAAUCGGCCCAGCCCCACUCCUUGCAUGCACAGCUGGUCCAUCUGCUGUGGACCAGUGAUGAAAUAGAACCCACAUGCAAAAGUAGCACUCACCAGUGAAAAGACAUGUCAUUCUAUUUUGCAAUAGAAGUAGGGGGGAAAAUAAUCAGCGUUACCAAUAAUAGUGCAAGCAGAACGUGCUGACCAGAGCCAAACAUCUCAUGAAGGUCAGGAAAAUAUUUUCCUUAGAGUACAACAUCUUUUGGCUAAUUUUAACCAAGCAAUAUUCACCCAGGGAUUACCCAGGCUACAACUGUAUAAUUUUGGCAAACGCCAAAGGCCUUAUGCUGACUGCAGAGUGAAUUGCUGAUGCUCAGCACCAUUCAUCCCUAGGAAGAUGUCAAGCAACCAAACACACCACAGGCAACACAGACGAGGUGUCAGCCAUUGCCCCCAGCAGCUCCAGGGCUACCCCAGUGAGCUCAAACCCAUGACGAGGCAGGAUGUGGCACACGUUAGUGCUGAUGCUCACAGAGCCAGGCUGCAACAAGGCAGCAGUACGUAAGGCUGCUGUGCCUUCACCACAGGCACCUCUGGUCAAAUUACAGACAUGCAGAAAAGAACAGCAAUUAAAUGUGAUCUGUCAUAUAUGAUCCAUGCAGCUUAGGACAGGAAGAGCAUACAGGGAGAAAUUUAAGCCCAAAAGGACAUUCUGCCAGCACGUAAGCUGCUGGGAUACAGGCACUGAAAGAAAACAGAGGGGAAACAACAAGUAAUCAAGCUUCAGAUUUCAGCACUUUCAAAAAGCAUACAAAAUCACUUGCAAAACUGAUUUUCAAAGAUGUCAUCAUAGAUACUCUGAGCCAAUUCCUGUUUUGAUAUUAUUCUUUCAGAGAAACAAAAGAAAUAUAGGAGAAAAAACAAAAACAUGCUGCAUGAGUCACAGAGGUGAAUUUUGACAUUUUUUCAAUAAUUCUAAAGAAAAUCACAGAAUCACAGAAUUGUAGGGGUUGGAAGGGACCUCCAGAGAUCAUCGAGUCCAACCCCCCUGCCAACCCUCACCCAUUUUCCAGUGUUAUCCAAUCUGAAUCUUUUCUUGCUUUCUAAAACCAAACUGAUCUGUACAAGAGCAGUGAAUAUUCCACUAGUGCAAAAACAUAAACAGAACCCUCACAAAAAACCUCUGUUUUCAGUUUUUCUUUCUGCAUUUCAGGAUGAAUCUUUGCGGUGAACACUGUAAAAACACAGUGCAAUUUUGCAGCAUUUAAAAUAUUUUUAGCUGUACUUAAGUUUAAGAAAAAAGUCUUGAAAGAACACAGAUGAACCCCUCAGCCCUCAUAUGCCACCUACUGAAGGCUAAGGGAAUGAGAAAUUUUUCAGGAAAGGAGAGUUUUGUUGACAGGUCCUGUGAUCCCAUGGAACUCAUUCCUGUCUUCUCUGCCUGAUGCAGGUCAGCUAAGGGUGAAGAUGAAGAGCUUUCCCUUUUCGUUUAAGGUUGCUCCUUUCAUUAGAUAACUAGAAAAGGAACAUUCUGAUCUCUUGGUUAAUAAAUGCAUCACAAACUUGCCAUCUUUCUCAUAUUAAGCUACCAUUCAGCACAAUACAUUCGAAGUCAAUGAAUUUCAGUGCUCCAAAUUUUAGAAGAGAUUAAGAACUGAUGAAAUGUUUUGAAGACAAUGCACUGCCCACGUGCCAUCUCUCACAGCAGCAGUAUCAGAGAACAGGCCACAGGCAGAGGGAACAUCCCACCAGAGCAGAUCAUCCAGUCCAGCUAUCAACCCACCCCCCCAUCCCAUGUCCCUAAGCACAGCAUCGGCCCUCUCCUUGAAUAUUUCCAGGGAUGGUGACCCCACCACCUCCCUGGGCAGUCUGUGUCAGAGUCUCACCUCUCUUUCGGAGACUUUCCUAACAGCCAACCUGAACCUCUCCUGGUGCAACUUGAGGCCAUCACUUUUCAUCCUACUGUUGUUACCUGGGAGAAGAGGCCAACCCCCACCUCGCCACAACCUCCUUCCAGGUACUUCUUAAUGAUUCAGACUCAAGUGCCUCGAACGCUGCACUAGAAGUUAAGCCUAUGCUCUCAGUUCAGCCUGCUCUGAACACUGCUUUGCUGACACGUGGCCUCACUUUGAACCAUCCCCAGGCCAAAGGUGGGCUGUGCAGGGCAGCAGGUUCUCUCUGUGCUCCCCACUGCACCCCUACAGCUGUGCUACAGCUGCCUGCAUGGGUUUUUUAAAAUGGGAGCAGAGGGAACUGCCAAAUGUUGCUUUGGAGAGUGGGGUUGUGUCUCUGGGAAAUACGGAAACGUAUUUUGAGACAAGGAAAUAUCUCAAAAUAUAUAAAACUUUUCCUUCAAAGGUUACUGAACAAAGCACCCCAGCUUCUUGGCACACAUGGAAAUGUUUCAUUUCUGUAUUUAGCAAAAGGCCUAAAACACUUAACUCUGGCGUUCCUCAAGAAAAGUAUGAAUCACAUUGCUUUAAUAUAAAAUCAACUCCCAAUUUCCUGGCUUCAUGGGGAAGAAAAAAAAAAUUCAUGUUUCUCUUCAGCACACUGAUAACAUAAGCUAUAAGAACUGGCAUAAAGACUGCAAUGAAGGAAAAAGGAGAAAAGCUUGGGAGCAGUGGCCGUUAUCCCAUAGAUCCCUGAGCUGCUGCCAAUAUGAAUCAGGCCACGGAGCACAGCCCCACAACACAGCCAGCAGCCAGGCCCUGGCCAGGAGCGAACCAGCUCAGAGCACCUCCACUCCUCCCAGUGCUCAUCCGUAGUCAAACCGCUUCAAAAUCAAGCAAAGCUGGUAAAUUUUAAAAUAACAAACAGAACUGAAGAGACAAAUAUCCUGUGAUGCAGCACUGGUGUUUUUCUGACCGUAUAAAUUGCACGGUCACUUACCAGAGCAGUCGCUUUCUCACCACUGCGAUCCCAAACUGAGAUCCUUCUACCCCUUCCCCACGACCCCUCCUCAGCGACCGGCACAGCGCAGGAGCAGCAGGCUCAUUUUGUACUGACUUUCACAAAAACGAUUCUUACAUUUUCCUGCUACAAAUGGAACUGCUGUUCAUGACCCAAAGGCUUUCUUUAGGGAUCACAAAUAGAACAGUUCCUACUCCAAUGGAACUAGAAUUCCUAAUGACAUAUUUUAGUCCAUGUCUUUGAAUCCUAUUUGAAAAGCAACAAUAUAGCCUUUAUAACUGUGGAAUAUGUAUUCCUCCUUAUAAAAGGAAAACUGAAUAGAGAAUGUUUUAUUUCUAGCUUUUGUCACUGCGAUUUCUUUGCGGUUUCGGGUUCACAUCUCCAUUGUAAGCUAUACUGUCACAGACAACACUUGUGGAAACAUACUAAGAAUGUCUAGAAAAGAAUAUAUAUAUGUAUCUUCAAGGUUCUUAGCACAAACUAAAUUUGCAUGACACUUUCUAAAUCAAAAAAAUUUAGACAAUUGAGGAACUUCAUGUACUUCUUCAUGCUACAGAACCAGUUCCUGCUUACUAACUUUACCCUGGUACCACCUCGUGCCCUGCAGACCGUGUUACUGGGUCAGCACAGAUCAGCCGAUGUCUUCCUGUUUUGCACCCUGCGAGCCUUGCGCACCCUUCUGAAGCCAGGCCUUCCUCUGCCAGCCUUCGUACACUGACUAAUGUUUGUUGGCCCUCACACCUGGGAUGCUGAGAUAAAUACUGUCUUGCAGCUGAUCUUGGAUACUUACCCUGAGGGACACUGAAUCUCUCCUACUUUCUGUGGAGCUGUUUUGCUCAGCCUCCCUGGCUUGCUUUGAGAUAAUUCAGCAGUCAAUACUGCUCCCACAUUCCCUUUCAGGAAUUCUCCUGGCAUAUCAGCCACAGCCAUUUCUCAUAAAGCUGUUGGAAGCUUGAAGAGUUAUGUGAACAUCUGGUUCACUUUCUCACUCUCCAGUAUCUGUAGCACUUUCUGGAGCCUUAAGGCUCAUUCUCGACAGUGGCACUAAGCACUAACAAACCUUGGGCUGCUCACAGAGUCCCUCAUCCUGACUGCAUCUUUGGCCAUACCCAAAACAGUUCAAAAUGAGAAAUACAAUCUUCUUGGAAUACCACUGCAUGAUGCUCACCUGAAAUAUUAUUAGGUUGCUCACAGAAAUACCUGUUCAUAAAUGUAAAGAUGAUGAGAUCACUCAUCUGUCUGAAGAAGUUUUAGAAUAAUCCACAUUAAAGCUGAUUUAAAGUUUUUUUUUCCCCAAGAGCUGUAAAAUGAUAGAGACAACAUAACAGAGCUUCUCUGAAGUUUGUUAUUCCUCUAGCAAUGCUUUUGGUUUUCGACAAUGCGAUCACAUGGAGGACAUGCCAGACCAAAAUGGGGCUGAACAAGUACAGUCACCAGGUACAUAAUCCACACACGUUCUUCAUCCAUUUAUUCAUAUUUUAGAAUACUCACUACUCUGACAAGAGUAUUUUCAGACCUGACUCUAACAGCACUUCACUUGCAACCAAAGGCUGUGAGAAACCGAUUCAGUCCUGAUGUGGUCAUCAUAAACACAGGUGAAGAUUCUCUCAGCUGGCACUAAAAGCGGUAUGAGUUACAGCACAUGCCGAUACAGAAAUGAGGAUGAGGAUCUGCUGCUGCUGGACUCCGCAGUUGCUCACCCACAAAACAAAUGCUUCUAUUCUAGAAAGGUUCGAGUCCCUAUUGCCCCAUGUGCUGAAAGGAGAACAAGUGGGGAACAUAUUCCCAAAAUGGGACAUAUGUGUUAAUUUACCCAUCUGUUCCUCAGAUCUUUAGCACAUAGUUCUUGGACUUCAGUAGCCAGCCACACAGCCUUAAGAUAUUUUUGGUUCAUAUUCAUAUGGGUAGAUGUGUUCUACUGCAAUUUGGAGUUACACUGACCUCAUUCAAUAUUCUCAUCCAAAAUCCAUAAAGCUGCCUGAGAACCCAGCCUUUUAUCUUCAAGGAGAACCACACUGAUGACAUGGAUAUUCAAUGUAAAUACGAUACAAACUGAACACAUCAUUCUUUUCCAAGAUUACCCUGAAAUCACAUGAAGAGGAAUCUUUUCACUUGUGAAUAUUUACGUUGGCAAAGCAUCACCCUCCCUCCCUGCCCAACUCCAUCUGUUAAAACUCUAAAAAGAAACCAACUUCUCACAGAGAAGAAACUGUAGCACAGAUCUGGCAGCAUUUCCUCCAGAGAAACGCAAUGAUUACGGUGCCUUUCGGCUUCGUUACAGCUACCUGUGUUCUUACUGCUGCUGGCAGAUCCUAAGAUUCCCUUUGAUUGUACCUGGGUAACAAUAUAGCGAUGCACAAAUUUAGUAACCAGUCCCUCUCCUGAUAUCUUUAGGUGUAAAGGUAUUUGGUGCAAAGCCCUGAAAUGAAAUGCAUUGAGCACCCAGCCAGCAGUCACAGGCAGCAAGGCUUACUGAAGAGGGUGGUACAAAAAGAACAAACGUCUUUUGGUUGAGACCUGCUCUUAUCCCCAAGAUCAAGCACAACAUUUUUUAAGUAAGCCCCAUAUCCUCUGUGUGUUUUGUGUUUACCUGACAGAGAAAUAAGUUUGAUAAAGCUCAUUAAACCACAUUCAGCGCUUAAACAUUAUGCAAGCAGAUCUCACUGAACAAAAUGGGAGAGAAAACUGAGUUCCUGACAGGUCUGCAAACAAAUCAAUUCACCAAAAAGCCUGCCAUGACUUAGAGUACGUGUAUGAGACCAUGGCAGCUUACAGAGUCUCCACCCAGUUUCCCUCUAUCAAGGGUAGGCAGCAGCAAACAAGUCCUUGCUGCUAUGCAGUCUGGAACAUUGCAAGGCUGCUGCUCAGAGGUUUGACCAAGAUAACGUGGACAUUUCAAAGAGGAGAUUCAGCUGGGAAUUUAAAACCAAAAGCAAGGGGGAACAGAUUAGGACAUUCUGGGAUUUAAUGGGCAAAAGCCGUUCCCAGUUCCUGGAAACACAUUCCUUUUCCUUCCAAAGUAUACAUACCAGAGGAUGGAAAAAAAAAACAAACACCAAAACCACCCUCUGGCAGUUUGCAAAAUCUUGGUUACAACAUACAGAAAGAACACCUCCACCCUAUGGUGCUCAGCAUUACGCUACACCUCAGCACUGUCAGCACACAUUCACUUCUGCCACUUUAGAGUGUGUUCGGAAGCAAUUCAGUCAGCAGACGUUCGUUUCAAUGCAAAAAUAACACAAAAAAGCAUUUCUUCAAGGAGCAGCAUGGCAAAGCGAUACGCCCCCAGAGCACAUUGCUCCAUCAGCACAGCUCAGCCUCGCUGAGUGCCAGGGAUGCAGUGUGUGAGUCCUGCAGUCAGACACGGCUUCUCAUGACACCUUGUGGCAGCACGACAUGCUGACCGCGCUCCAGCUCGUUCUCAUCAACAGCAAUCAAAAACAAACACCCAACUGCACAACGAAAAGGCAGUGAUUUAUAAUUAAGGUAAACAGACAAGCGUUUAAUUCAGAAAAAUUAGCCAUUCCAGAAACAUAACACUACGAAGUACGAAGGAAUAAGAUCGCUAUUUCCAACUAGUAGGAAGCCAGAAAGCUGACACAAGUUCAGCUUGAUGCAAUUCAAACUACGUGUGAGCUACAGAUCUAAAGACAAGUGCACUUUUAUAUCUAACACGUUCUUAUCUACUGUGAGAACAAAAACUGCAUCUCUUUUCAAACCACUGCCUUGCAGGGAAAGGUGGGUGCAGAAAGUGGAAGUUUCAUUAUCCAGAAACUUAAUUGUAAGCUGGCUGCAUCUGACUAAUUUAUGCUGAUGCUUAUGUUACAUGUAAUUGGAUAAAUGUAAAAAUGGCAAAUUUUAUUUCCCAUUUGUCCUCAAAUCGCAUUGAGAGAAAAACAUCUUUUAAUCACAGCUGAGGUAAAUUGUGAUCCAACACCAUCCUUACAGAGAAAUGCCCAUUCCAGAGGAAUCUGUAACAGCCCACUCUGACUAAUGGGUCAAAGAUAGCUCUAAUGAAAAUAACAUUAAAAACAACACAAGCUCUUAAGCUAUAGUCUUAUACCUGACAACACUCACCCUCAGGGCAGUGCAGAAAGGUGAUGCUCCCAGCUGUUCCCUGAGUAACACUUAACACACACUCUUUCCUCCCCAGCGGUAUUUCAGUUUCUUACUACACAUGCAGAAUAGAAUUAGGGUGGGUUUUGGAUUUCUUUGGUUCAUUUUUACAACACACAAAAAAGCAAAGCUGUGAGCCUGUACCACGCACCCGCAUGCUGCAUUGAGCUGCUGCCAGCAGCAGGCUGUGCUGGUUCAGAAAGCAGACACACCGCCUUGCAGUCAGGAGAGGGAGCCAGCUGGCACUUCCCAGCUGCUCCUUGUGUCUGAAGCUCAAAUGCCACGGCUUUGUGGAAGGGAAAGGUUUGCAUCAGACCUAAAUAUGCCAGUUAGUGAGUGCUGCAAAGAAGGGUUUGGAUACUCGUGUCAACUUGUUCUCCUCCUCCCUUGUAGAUGACCAUAACAGAUGCUCAAUCUCUCAUCAGAAGCUGAAAUAAAACUGAAGAGUGAUAUCCCACUGAGGUAAAGCACACCUCUGCCUCUGGUAGCAGGCUGGGAAGCAGAGCAGGGGCAGAUCAUCACCAUAAAAUAUGGAACCAAUACACGAGAACACACUUCUGCUUUUAGAAUGUAGCUUCUGAAGGAGGUCAGCAAACUCUCUUUCUUCUGUAACCAUCUUCAUCUGACCAGGACACAUCAAAGCUUUGCUGUCUUUUUGGUGUAGGCAUUGGGUUAAGUUAUGUAGUAUUAGUACAUAAAUCUCGUAUUUUCACAUGUUCUCCUGUCCUAGUUUCAUUCACCCAGAAAUUAGUGUGGAACACUGGAAAUCUGCCCAACCCUUAUGGGAUAAUGUGCUACUGUCUGCAACGUUAAGCAGGACCCGCUCAAGACCUCUCCAGGCCAAGCUGAGAGUAAAUAAUGUAGGCAGGUGACAAGGAAAAACUCCGUGUUCCUCUCAAAUCACGUCUUGUAAACUGGACCAUCAUGGCUUACCUUUAUAACGACACACCACACACGAAACUUUGGUCCCUGAAGCACUCAGCCCUAACUUUAUGCAGACAUACACUCUUCAUGCUGUAAGUGGCCACAGAAUUGGCAGCUGCUUUGGUACAGCUCUUGCUUCAGCAGAGCCAUGCCGGACUACUAUUAGAGAAUGUUAAAAUCAAACUGGGCUCAAGCAGUUUCCUCUACAACCCCUUUUGAGACACUAAGACUUUAUGUAUAUCCAUGUGUUUUAAAAUCCCACUGAAAAAUAGAAAACCUCACAGUAAAAAACCUUUCAGUUUUUAUUAUUUUUUUCAAAGUUGUUCUUCCUGUGUUAAAAGAAAUUGAAAGCUGGUCAUCAUCAUACUAAUAACUAAAAAAACAAAAAGCAAACAAACAAACAAACAAAACAACCCCAAAAACAUAAAAUCAUUUAAUUAUAACUCCUCAUCUCAUAAGAAAUGGGUCAUUAGUAAAGCAAGUCACCUCCAACCAGCCUGCUUCCCAUUCAAUGGGAAGAACAAGAGAGGAUCAGGAACCCCUCCUGAAGGCAAGUCCCAGCUUUUCUUAAAAGGACAACUUGAAAAGUUCUAAAACCUCUCCCUGUGCUAUUCAGUGCAGUGCAGACAGAUGCACAGCAUAGCUGGUUUACCCAGUUUGUUCAAAAAAAAUGGAAGCACUAAGAGUGCUGCCCCUUUACACACCAACCACAGCUAGAACUGCACUAUGAUGCAUUCAGUAAACCAGUUACAUGUAUAGCAUCUUUUUACUAGACAGGACCUAACUCCUAAAGAAUACUGACCUGAUCUGAACAGACCCAUUGAUUAAAACAAGAAUUUGCCUUACAGUAUCACAUGCACAGGUGUUUUUCUAUAGUUACUAGUGGCUUCUCAUUUUGAGGCUGUAGCUGUACAAUUCACGACGUUAUUGUUACAAUAUUAAUAGAUGUGAAUAUUUUUUGAGAGCCUUACCUCAUAUCUCUGUCACCAUUUCAAAUACUUACCAUUAAACACAACACCAAACAGAACCAGUCUUUGUCUGCUGAUCUGCAGCCAGGAAACGGCGCUCCAGGCCGAAACACACACUGCUGCCUCGUGUCCAGAUUUAAUCUACCAGGAGCCCUAAGUCCUUCUCGGCAGGACUAUCGAAUGCAGAUAAUCUCUAUUUUUAUUUAUUUUUUAAACAGAAUCAUUGGAGAAAAAGAAACAUUUUAGUGUUGCAGCUUUAUUUGAAAGUGACCUCAAGUUUUGAUAAUACAGACUUUUAUAUAAAAUUGGCACUGCAAAAAAUAAACUUCAGAGGUUUCCUACAACAGAUCACAAGCUGCAAGCUCAUAAUUAAAUGAUUUUUCUACACAGAAAAAGAUAAUCUGCUCAACGUCUUGUUUUCAGAUCAGCAUCAAGUGAUCCUGAAAAUCCAGCUUUACUCUAUGUGCCAGGAAAAAAGUAAAACAAGAAAAAAAAAA